This is a messenger RNA of Arabidopsis thaliana (thale cress), 766 nucleotides long. Its product is annotated as MD-2-related lipid recognition domain-containing protein. Gene Ontology annotation, molecular function: sterol binding. Gene Ontology annotation, biological process: sterol transport. The transcript has 4 exons. NCBI's taxonomy places the organism in Eukaryota, Viridiplantae, Streptophyta, Magnoliopsida, Brassicales, Brassicaceae. The record is from RefSeq and is marked reviewed. Bases 124 to 585 code for a protein of 153 amino acids.
UUAUAAUCUACUAGACUAUAAAAUAGUAAGCAUUAAUCAAGCAUAAGAUGUAUUACACACUUGUUUGUCAAACCAAACAAAAAAUAAUACAUUUUUCCUCUUUGAAGAUCGACGAGCUGAUCAAUGGCGAAAUCUCACUACCAGCCUCUGUUUCUUCUCCUUGCAUCACUCUUGUUCUUGCCUGCUUUGCAUGCCGUCGAUUUUAAAUACUGCAACGGUAUUGGAUACGUCGAUAAAAUCACUAAAGUGGAGAUUUCUCCCGAUGAUCCCUCAACUGUUAUUACAAUCUCCGGUCUUACAAGAAGAGGACUCGUCUAUGCUGGAACUGUAGUCGUGGCCAGUGGAAUUGGCGAAUUUAAUAUCCCUUUUAAAUACUACGACUUUUGUCAGUUGUGUAAAUGCCCUAUGCUAAGUGGCACCAACUUUGUUUUCACUCUUUCUCAAAUUCUCAUUCCAAAAGCUUUUGCGAGUGACAAGCUUGCUGUUACGUUGAGUUUAAUAUCUAGAGAUCAAACAGAAGGAGUGUGCGUCUACUUCGAUUUCCCUACUUCAGCUAACUCUAUGCUUAAUCAAGCUAGCGAAUGAAAAUAUGUUUUCAAGUCUUUAUCUAUAUUAGUCUCUCUCUCGCUACCCUUAACCGAUUUGUUAUGUUGUAUUGUUGGUUUGGUUUCUAUAAUCCGGGACGUUAUACCCAAGAUGAAAUUACUUGAUGUUAUGGCUUCUCUCAUCGUUCAUAAAAUGAAUUUUAAUUUAUUUUCCAAAGAAA